Molecule: messenger RNA, 1002 nt
Organism: Prunus mume (Japanese apricot)
Lineage: Eukaryota; Viridiplantae; Streptophyta; Magnoliopsida; Rosales; Rosaceae
Gene: CYCP1;1
Product: cyclin p1;1
Biological process (GO): regulation of cyclin-dependent protein serine/threonine kinase activity
Molecular function (GO): protein kinase binding
Source: RefSeq, a predicted model, not a curated record
UCUCCCUCUCUCUCUCUGUUUCUCUGACCCUAUGCAGCAGAAAUGUGCAUAAAAGAGGAUAUGGCGCCAGAGAGAAGAAAGGAACUCCAAGAAUUAAGAUAGUGAGGUCUGUGUGUUCAGUGUACCUUCUUUGUUUUUCCUUGUGCUUAUUUUCAUGUGGGUGAAGCAACAAGAAAAGACAAUAAAGAUAGCUCCUUAUUAAGAAGGAUCUUUGUCAAAUAUGGGAACUUUGGCACUUGACAAUGAAAACGUAGGCUCGGAUGUUUACUGCCAUUUGGGGCUAAAGGAAUCGGCAAAAGGAGUUAUGAAAAUCCCUCGGGUUCUGUCACCUCUCUCAUCACUUCUUGAGAGAUGUGUUCAAAAGAAUGAGAUGCUAUUGGAGGCAACGGACAUUAAAGAAGUCAUGACCAUAUUUCAUGGUUUACGAGCACCCACUUUGAGCAUUCGGCAAUAUGUUGAUCGCAUCUUUAAAUACUCUGGCUGUAGCCCAUCAUGCUUCGUUGUUGCACAGAUCUAUGUGGACAGAUUUAUCCAGUGCACAGAAGUCCGUUUAACUUCUUUCAAUGUUCACCGGCUUCUGAUAACAAGUGUAAUGCUAGCAGCGAAGUUUAUUGAUGACGCAUUCUUCAACAAUGCAUACUAUGCCAAAGUAGGAGGAGUGAGCACAAGUGAGUUGAAUAGGUUGGAAAUGAAGUUCUUGUUUACUAUAGAUUUCAGGCUUCAAGUUAGCAUAGAGACAUUUAAGAGAUAUUGUUCUCAGUUGGAAAAGGAAGCUGCAGGGCUCCAGAUUGAACGUUCGAUCCAAGCCUGUGGGAUCAAAGAGAAUUGGUCCAACAAAGACGAUUCAACUUGUGCUCCUACAGUUGCAAGAUGACAAUGCCAAUAUCAUCUCAACGUUUUAUUACACGAUUUUUCUGAAUUGCGAUUGAAUUAGAAAGUAUCUGAUUGUUUGGCUUGUAAGCCACGAAAAGCACUUCAAUGAACAAUAACUCUAGUAUCUCA